AUGUUAAAUUUAAACGAUGAUAAUUUACGUUGGAUUAAAAAAGACUCAAAUGAUGCUGCAAUGAACUUUACAGAAACACCUGAUGGCAAUCUUCAAGAAUGUAAUUCAUCUAAAGCUUUUUAUAGCCUUAAAGAAAAAUACAACAGAAACAAUUUGAUAAAAGGCGAUGAAAAUAAUGAUAGUUUAACUUCUUUGAUUCGGUCAAAUCAACAAAAUCGAUCGAACAAAACACCUAACCCUAUUGAAGAUAGUAGAAAGUCAGAUGCCUGUGCACUGGUAAGAAGGCGACAUAUAACAGAUACAAAUAGUUUAAAACAUUUUAACAUGCAUCCCACGUGUACUUUAAAUAUAUAUAAUGAUUAUCAUUCAAAUUCAUUUAUGACCAAUUCAAAAUCUAUAAAUGAUGUAUCAAAAUGUUUUACUCGUGGCCAGUCCUUUGCUGAGCACAUUGUUCCAAGUAGCCAAUCAACACUCAAAACGAAUAAUUGCAUUACGGAAUCAUGGAGAGAAAUCAAUCAUGUUGAUAAAAUUAAUCUUACUGCAGCUUUAUUAUCUCACUUGAAUUCAUUGACCAAUAAGAUAAUGCCGCUUAUUAAUUUACAUUCAUUAGCCAAUCCAUUUCAGCAAAUUCCAAUUCAGGUACGGAUAUAUUAUAUACUCAAUUUUGGUUUAUGUGUUUAG
Myzus persicae (green peach aphid) is the source of this 681-nucleotide messenger RNA. RefSeq lists its product as uncharacterized. Bases 1 to 681 code for a protein of 226 amino acids. NCBI's taxonomy places the organism in Eukaryota, Metazoa, Arthropoda, Insecta, Hemiptera, Aphididae. The transcript is spliced from 7 exons. The record is from RefSeq and is a predicted model, not a curated record.